Molecule: messenger RNA, 2278 nt
Organism: Coregonus clupeaformis (lake whitefish)
Lineage: Eukaryota; Metazoa; Chordata; Actinopteri; Salmoniformes; Salmonidae
Product: C-Jun-amino-terminal kinase-interacting protein 4
Exons: 18
Coding region: 83-1900 (605 amino acids)
Biological process (GO): vesicle-mediated transport
Cellular component (GO): cytoplasm
Molecular function (GO): JUN kinase binding; kinesin binding; signaling receptor complex adaptor activity
Source: RefSeq, a predicted model, not a curated record
GUGGAGGAGCUGACCAGAGAGGUCAGCUCUUAAACUGGAGGUGACAUCCUGCCAGGGGACUGUCACCCGAUUGGAGGGAAGGAUGAAGGAGAUGGAGGAGGAAACCAAGAGACUUCGGAAAGAACUGGAAGCAAACCAGUCAGAUGAUGAUUCCUCUCUGCCCAUAUCGCUGCGUCGGUUCACUCGGUCGGAGAUGUCCCGUGUUGUCAUGGAGAAGAAUCAGUAUAAGGAGCGUUUGUUUGAGCUGCAGGAGGCUGUGAGACGCAGUCAGACUAUUAGGGCCACCCAAGAAGAGAGGAUCACGGAGAGAGAGAAGACUAGUGUGUGGAGGAGGUUCAACCGUUUGUUUGGCCUGAACAAGAACCCCUUGGUUCCGUCCGCUGCUCUAGCGCUGGCCCUGCCGACGUCACCGUCCCUCACUCACUCACCAUUGGGCUCUCCACGGCAACAGGCUCUCAGUACGACUCAGACAGAGUACGUUGAUAUGAUGAUAAUGGGAUUACAUGUCUAUGGAGCUCUUUCCAACUUCUCAAAGUACUUUACAUUUGGUGCCUCCCCUGCUGCAGCCCUGUCUCCGCGGGUCAGGAGGAGGGAGCUGUACAGAGACAUCCGCUCCCAUGUCUGGGGAGCACUGGGAAAACGGCAGGUUCAUGGCUGGAGCAUACCUCUGUCACACACACAGGACUCCUCAGAGCAGACCCCUGAGCCCAAAGAUGUGCCUGUCCUAGUGCAGCUCAGACUGCUGGACCAGAGAGAUGCUACAGCCAAGCUGAACUGUGCUGUUGCUGUCACACGUGAGAUCUCAGGCGAGACAACGUGUGCUGUGUGGGUGGUCUCUGGUCCCGCCUCCAGUAGUGAUGUCACAGUGAUUGACCCUGCACGGUCCAAUACGGUGCUGGAUCUGUUCAGCCUCCCGCCCACCUCGCCCGCCCUAUGCAUCUGUGCUGUGCCCCCUACUGGUGAGACCUCAGGAACUGUGUGGAUUGGAACUCAGGAAGGAAGUGUGUUGGUCCACUCUGCGUCCACAGCUAGGAGGCGCUGUCUGCAGUCUAUCUCUCUGUCUGAGGGUGUGCACUCUCUCACGUAUUCACAGGGUCAAGUAAUUGCUGGAUUAGCCAAUGGGACGCUUGCAUUCUUCUCACACAACCCAGGUGGCUGGGAUCUCCAGUCACAUGAGGUUUUGCCUCUGGGAUCAACUCCACUGCAGCCCAUUCGCUGUUGCCUAGCGAAGGGGGCGGGCUUAUGGGUAGGAUACUGGAAUCGGGUUCAUGUAGUCGAUGUCGAGAAUCGAAAAGUGGAGCAAACUUUAACCGUCUCGGAGCGCAGUGAGCAGCAGGUGCGUUUCCUGUGUGCGGCAGGAAGUGGUGUGUGGACGUCCUGCCGGCUCGACCCUACACUCAGGCUUUUUGAUUGGUCCACUGGCCGGCCCCUGCAGGAUGUGGAUCUGACCCCUCUGGUCACCAAAACACUGGGCCCUGCCUUCCUGUCUCUCUCCCCGCUGCAGAUCUCCUCCCUCACCGUCAUCUCUGGCCGGCUGUGGGUGGGAACAGGAAGUGGCGCCAUCUUCUCCAUACCCGUGUCUCUCAGUUCAGAGUCUGCCUCUAUACCAUACUGCUCUUUGGCGGCAGCACAACUGUGUUACCAUGGACACCGCCAGGCUGUCAAGUUCAUCAUUGCUGCACCUGGCUGUGUGACCAGCUCCUAUACAACAGGAGGCGCUGCUCUGACUCUAGUCUCUACCGCUCAGCUCAUCCUCAGUGGAGGAGAGGGCUACAUCAACUUCCGCAUCGGGGACGACGCGAAUGACGGCGCGCCCGAAGCUGCCCCGCUGCGAUCAGACCGCAGUCACAUGAUAAUCUGGCAGAGCCCCACCCCCUCCCUGCCCAGCUCCGCCCUUUGACCACACCCACAUCCAGUCUAGAAUGAGACAAGGAAGGAUUAGACAGAGAUGUAUCCAUUCACUAGGAGAUCCAUUUGGAUUUAAUCUUGGGAUUAAAUUAAGACAUCACAGCCUAAUCCUUCUUGUCUCACUCUGUUAUUCAGUUGCUACCAUCAUCCCUUUGACUAAACCUCUCACCUGGUUAACCCAGUCUCUAUGUGUGCCUUAAUGUGAUUUGACAAUCGUUGCUGUGAGAUUGAGAUUGGUCAUUGUACAACGUUUUGUAUUUUUUGUGAAACAUGUUUCCUCAUCAUGGUAAUCAUAUAUGGGUGGCAGGUAGCCUAGCGGUUAAGAGCGUUGGGCCAGUAACCAAAAGGUCGCUGGUUCGAAUACCCGAAC